ACUCUAGUCGAUCGAUAUAUUUUGAAAAAAGUUUUGACACUGUUUUAACUAAGGGUAUUCGGCUCAUAAGUAUAAAAUGUUUAACAUCAGUCAUAAAUAUGUCAAGAUUUGUAGAGAAAACAUUCGAAACUCUAAACUCUGUUCUUAACAAUUCAGGCCUUUUCAAUCCUAGCCAAGAUAAGUCUUUUCACAAGUUUCAGUUUCAUUGGGCUGUAGACUCGAAUGCUUUUUUAAGCAAUUUAAAAAAUGCAGAAACGAAGCAGGAAGAGGAAAAUAUUAUCACUACAUGUUUGGCUGCCAUGAAGAAAAGAUUAUCAGAUGCAGAAGUGUCAAAUGCUGAGGUGGAAAAUAUGGUAAAAAUGUGCUUUAUUUGUGAGACUAUGGGAUAUUCUACCCCUUUCAUUUACGUACAUAGUAUAAAACUUGCACAGAAGGGAAAUCUUCAAGAGAAACACACAGGGUAUUUAGCAACAUCUUUCUUUCUUCAUCCUCAUCAUGAACUGGUGAUAUUAUUAAUAAAUACCAUGCAGAAAGAUCUUUGUAGCUCUAAUUACAUGGAAGUGUUAUUUGCAUUAACAUGUGUAUGCAACCUUAUUAAUUCUGAGACUGUCCACAAUGUUCUGCAUCUGGUUCAAGAUAGACUAAAUCAUGAGAAAGCUGAUGUUCGAAAGUUAGCUGUUUUGGCACUUGGUCAUUGUCUUCAAUUAGCUGGAAGCCAAAGUGCUGAUCUGAUGGCUUUCCCCAAAUUAGAGAAAGUUUUAUCUGAUAGUGAGCUAGAAGUUGUGGCUGCUGCUGUGCAAACUAUUUUUAAAGUUAUACAGAGAUUACCUUCAGAUUUCGCAUACUUGAUCGACAGUUUAGUGGAUUUGCAAGAUCAAAUUUUACUCAGGAGAAUUCCACGUAGUAUGAAUUACUGUGAUAUUCCUGCACCAUGGUUGCAAAUUGACAUCAUAAAAAUGCUAUCCUUUCUGUGUAAGAAACCAGAGCAUUGUCAAAAGCUGACAUCAAUCUUAAAGAAAACAUUGCUGCAAACUGGCCAGCAGAAUUCUAUGUGUCAUGCUAUCAUGUAUGAAGUAAUUCAAGCAUUAACUCAUAUGGAAACAAAUGUAGAAUUAACUGAGCUUGUUUUAUCAUCUGUUUCUACAUUUUUGAAAUCAAAGAAUGUAAACUUGAAAUUAAUAGGCAUCGAAGCUUUAAUUUCAGUUGUGAAGAGAAUAAAACCUAGUAUUACAAGUGUGCAGCAAGAAAUAAUUAUGGAAUGCCUCAAAUUACCAGAUGAAACAUUGCAGCUUAAGACAUUGGAUCUGAUAUAUCAGUUGGCCAAUCCAUCAAAUGUCAUUGCCAUCUGCAAAAAGAUGAUGGAAUUUAUAACUUCAAGUGUGGACAAUGAGAAGAAAAGAGAUUUGUCUAUGAAAAUUCUGCAAUUAGCUGAAAAAUUCAAAGAUGAAAAUGAAUGGUAUAUUUCUGUUAUAAUUGAUGUUCUUUUGAAUGCUGGUGAUGUUCUGCCUGCUUUUAAUAUACAUGGCGUCAUCAACAAGAUUUGUAAAGAUGAUAUGUUGAAGAAUCUUGCAAAGAAAACAUGUCUAAAAUUAUAUAAAGAAAAACAGUGUCUUCCUCCUUCCAUUAUCAAAGUUAUUGCAUCAGUAUUGAUCACUUCAUCUGAAUUUGAAGAAGUUUUGCCAUCUCUAUUGGAAACAGCUGAUGAUGUUUCUGCAUCUUGGCUUUUGAUUUCACUAUUAGAACUCAUUUUAAAAACUAAAGAAAUUUCAUCUGAUUUUGUACAUAUGUUGAGGAAUAUGGAAGUUAAGCCAGAAGGUGCUUCUCAGGUUUUGAAUCAGCUACUUAAUGUUAUUGACUGCUUGCCAGAAUUAAAAGAUUAUGAGGAAACUGAAGAAAUUGAUCCAUCUUUAACAUUUUUGGACAAUUUUGUUAUUGAAGCUCUAGAAAAAAGUUCUUCCUGCUAUCAACCACUGAGUUAUCGCUUAACCCCUCUGCCAAAUGAACAGUCUGCUCCAAACUUUCAAACAAAGUCUGAUAGUUUCUCUGCUGAUUGUAGUGAAAUGUCACUUGCUCAAAACUCAGGGACUACUCCAUCCCAAUUGUCCCCAAUGUAUAAUGUAUUUAGUUCUCCAAGUACUUCAUUUCAAAGUCUCUCUAGUGAAAAGGAUAUUUCUGUAACUCUACCAAAGGCCAAAGUAGUAUGGACAAGUGAAGGUAGAGGGAAAACCAGAAGCAAAGGUGACAGUCCAUCAGAGAGUGAUAAAACAUGUGAUCAAGAUGAUAAAGAUGAAGACUUACUUGAACUGUUUGCUGGAGUAUCUUAAAAUACAGUUCUGUUUUAGAAAUUAAUUUGAUAACUUUCAAAACUCAAAAUUAUACAAUUAAUUUUAUUGAAUAAAUAUAUUUUGAUGUUAUACA
Messenger RNA from Stegodyphus dumicola, 2418 nucleotides. Its product is annotated as AP-4 complex subunit epsilon-1-like. Gene Ontology annotation, biological process: vesicle-mediated transport; intracellular protein transport. Gene Ontology annotation, cellular component: membrane coat. NCBI's taxonomy places the organism in Eukaryota, Metazoa, Arthropoda, Arachnida, Araneae, Eresidae. The record is from RefSeq and is a predicted model, not a curated record.